AUGAAGCUGAUUUUGAUCCUCAUUGCCCUCUUCGGGGCUUCCUUUUGCCUGGAAACAUUUGUUGGGCACCAGGUUCUCCGAAUCAAGACAAGAAAUGGGGAGGAGAUUAAGAAGCUGCAGCUUCUGGAAUCGCUGGAGCACCUUGAGCUCGAUUUCUGGAUAAAUCCUUCCACCCCUACCCGCCCGGUAGAUGUGAGAAUCCCUGCUAACAGUGUCCAAGCAGUCAAAGCCUUCCUGGAGUCCCACGGGAUUCGCUACUCCAUCCUCAUUGAAGACCUGCAGGUUGUUCUAGAUAAAGAAAGGGAAGACAUGGCCUGCGGUCAAAGGGAUCGCAGCAGCGCCACCUUCAACUACGGAGCUUACCACUCCUUAGAUUCCAUUUACGAAGAACUGGAUCAUCUUGCGUCCGAGUACAGCACUUUGGUCAGUAAGCUCCAGAUUGGGGAAUCCUAUGAAAAGCGGCCUCUGUACGUGCUCAAGUUCAGCACCGGAGGAAGCAACCGUCCUGCGAUCUGGCUGGAUGCCGGUAUCCAUUCCCGAGAGUGGGUGACCCAAGCCAGUGCCAUCUGGAUCGCUAAAAAGAUUGCCUCCGACUACGGGAAGGAUCCAUCCGUCACCUCUCUGCUGAACAAAAUGGACAUUUUUCUGCUGACAGUCUCGAACCCUGACGGAUACGUCUUCACUCACACCACAAAUCGCAUGUGGCGGAAGACCCGCUCCAAGAAUCAAGGCAGUCUGUGCGUUGGAGUCGAUCCAAACAGGAACUGGGAUGCAGGUUUUGGAGGUCCCGGAGCCAGCAGUAAUCCCUGCUCUGACUCUUACCACGGUCCCCAUGCCAACUCAGAGGUGGAAGUUCAAUCUGUCGUCAACUUUAUCAAGAACCACGGAAACAUACAGGCCUUCCUCACCCUCCACAGUUACUCUCAGCUCCUGAUGUAUCCCUACGGCUACAAAUGCACCGAACCGGCAGACCGCGACGAGCUGGACGCCUUGGGAAGAGCUGCUGCCAGUUCCAUCCAGUCCCUGUACGGCACCACCUUUACAGUGGGGAGCAUUUGCACCACUAUCUACCAAGCCAGUGGAGGCAGCAUCGACUGGAGCUACGAUUACGGCAUCAAAUACUCUUUUGCCUUUGAGCUGCGUGACACGGGGCGCUACGGGUUCCUCCUGCCAGCCAGCCAAAUCAUCCCAACCGCAGAGGAGACCUGGCUGGGUCUGAAAACGAUCAUGGAGCACGUGCGAGACAAUUCGUUCUAAAAGCUGGGCUGGGAAUCAGCUGCCUGUAGCAUCAAGCUCAUAAAACCUCUUCCCUGGCUGAAUAAAGACCCUGU
Molecule: messenger RNA, 1331 nt
Organism: Apaloderma vittatum (bar-tailed trogon)
Lineage: Eukaryota; Metazoa; Chordata; Aves; Trogoniformes; Trogonidae
Gene: CPA2
Product: carboxypeptidase A2 (pancreatic)
Exons: 11
Coding region: 1-1257 (418 amino acids)
Biological process (GO): proteolysis
Molecular function (GO): metallocarboxypeptidase activity; zinc ion binding
Source: RefSeq, a predicted model, not a curated record